Molecule: messenger RNA, 1290 nt
Organism: Colletotrichum graminicola M1.001
Lineage: Eukaryota; Fungi; Ascomycota; Sordariomycetes; Glomerellales; Glomerellaceae
Exons: 5
Coding region: 1-1290 (429 amino acids)
Source: RefSeq, a predicted model, not a curated record
AUGGUCAUCCAGCUGCCUCAGGAGGAGCUGGCCACAUCUGUGGGGAUUAUUCUUUACUCUCUGAUCUGCCUAUCAUGCAGUUUUCUCAUGUCAUGGUUGGUCUACGUUCAUCAUGAGGAACUCAGCUAUGUCGCAUUGGUUUCAUACUUCACGGGGCUGUCGACGGCGGCUUCUGUAGCCCAGCAGAUUCACACGCUUCUACGGUGGAGGGAUAUCAAGCUCGAUCAGUUCCAGCAUGCCAACGCCAAUGUCGGCAACCCUGAGUUGGCCAUAUCUCACGAGUCAGUUGGUAUUGAUUUGGCCCUUUUCUACAUCCAGUUAUACUGCUACAAUGUCGAAUCAGCCUUGAUCUUCUUCUGGGCCUUCUCUCUCGCUCAGUCAAUCUUCCGCCUCGAACUAGCCUCUUCGCUACGUAAACGAGCCACCUAUAUCGCGAAGGCCACCGCCGUCCUCCUGCCGGCGUUGCUGGUGGGUACUCUCAGACUCGAGGCGGUUCAGAAGCAGACCGUGACCUUCCUCUUACUAGCAGAUUUAUUCAUGGGCUUCUGCAUGAGUGGCUGCGGCCUUCUUCUCAUCAUCAUCUUGGCCAAAUACAUUUAUACGCGCCGGAAUCUCAUGUCUUGGAAAGUUCAAUAUGGCCAACAGUCAAACAAAUCAGCAAGCAGCAACCCACUCGUCUUCAGUGGUCCCAACUGGAAGCGCCGCCGGAGCAUCUACGACAACUGGCUGGUGGUACGCUUCACCAUAGCAUUUGUUGCCAUAGCCACCUACCAAUUUUUUAGCAUCAUAUACCAAACCCUUUCCUCACGGCAGAAUUCCCGUGACUUCCUGAGAGAAAAGCCGGAUCUCAGCGUCGCCCGACUGCACCAGGACCUCCUGCUUUUCAUCCCCGGCGUUACCGCGAGCCUGUUGGACUUUGUGGUUUUCGGUACAACAAAGACUUUCCUAGACUAUCUCGUACACACGCUCUUUUCGCGAAGGCUCCUAGAUAGUAACGUUGAGGAGGCGAACAAUCCAGCCCUGCAACGGGCCCCUUCACCGCAAGCGUUAGCUCAGAGAAGAGCAGCAUAUCCGCCGCGGCUCUCGCUGGCCCCGUACAAAUUGAACGGCGGAGGCCUUGGCGGCCUGUACACACCCAUCUCUGAUAGGGGCAGUAUUCAGAUGAGGGAGCUGAGCACUGGUGACACGAAAACCGUCGAAGAAGAUGAUCAGUGGCCACUGGUUAGCGUUCAAACGGGCUCUACUGUCCCGAAGAAACCUGUAAAAGUGUAUCUGUUUCCGAAACAGUAG